Molecule: messenger RNA, 2184 nt
Organism: Suillus subaureus
Lineage: Eukaryota; Fungi; Basidiomycota; Agaricomycetes; Boletales; Suillaceae
Exons: 8
Coding region: 1-2184 (727 amino acids)
Biological process (GO): endocytosis; endosomal transport; plasma membrane tubulation
Cellular component (GO): plasma membrane; cytoplasmic vesicle
Molecular function (GO): protein binding; phosphatidylinositol binding
Source: RefSeq, a predicted model, not a curated record
AUGGCGACACUACCUCGAGCCAUCGAACCAACCUCAGGCUCGUCUAUAAUUUCGGGCAACGAUGCAUGUCCACGUUCUGACGCUCCCUUCGACGCUGGAAUAAACUCUUCCGGUGCAUGGACAGAGCAUCUAGAGUGUUGCUCAUUAUCAGACGACGAGCUCGAGCCGACAGACGGACAUCAUGAACUGCAGCCCAUUGAAGAGAUCGUCAAACCAGCUCGUGCGCUCUACGACUUUGAAGGAAAGGCUGAAUUCAAGGAACUCACUGUCGAGGCUGGAGAUGAAUUGAACAUUUUGAAAGAAGAAGUCGGAGACGGCUGGAGCUUGGUGAGAGCGAGCUCUGGUGAAAUAGGGCUGCUACCUCAGACAUAUUACACGUGCACGACUAGUUUUCUUUCUGUACCAUUAGCCGUUCAUGGGAGAAAGCAGCCGUCUACCAGCACGAUCACCCCCCAAGCAUGUCCCCAGGAACAGUCGAAGUCGCUUUCUAUCGUACCUCAGGAUACUGGUGAAUGGACGAACCCUCUCCCAAGUUUUAGGCAAAGCCUUCUUAGAGGCAAGAGUUUGAAUCGGUUCUCCGGGUUUGUGACAAGUGGUGCAGAAGAGUGGGUUCUUGAGGGCCACGUCGAUCCAGUCGCUUCAAGUUCAUCCAUUUCACACCAGCGGAUCUCUACGGAAGACUCUAUCAACGAUGAUAAUAGGCUCAGCAGACUUGGGCUGGGAGAAGCAGACAGGCACUAUAUUGACGCUGGCCCUACAUGGCAACCUAAAGUUCCGAAGUUUCGAGUCUUGGUUCACUCACCUUCAAAGCGCACGUCGGGCCUCUCAGGAGCAUAUACCGUGUAUAGUGUCACUUCACUGUUUUCUUCGACUACGGAUGAAUCAUAUGACUCAUGCAUCCCACCGAUCCCUCCUACCCGUAUAACAGUCCAACGACGGUUUUCUCACUUCAUCGUGUUACAUACUUCGCUGACUAGACGUCUUCCCGGAAUUGCACUCCCGCCACUUCCUGAGAAACAGUAUGCUGGGCGGUUCAGUGCUGAUUUUGUCGAGGCCCGUAGAGGCGAACUUGAGAGAUAUAUCGGGUGUAUUGUGAAGCACCCUGUUGCACGAUACGCUGAAGUCGUCACAUCUUUUCUUGGUUGUGAAAGUGAUGUGGAAUGGAAACGGCUUAUGCCCCAAUUUCUUUCAAUGCCUGCUGCUGGGCCUUCAUUCUUCGCACACGUUUUUCAUCCCGCAUUCAACGUAGAUGUGGACGAUGCCACAGAAGCAAUAGUUCGCUUCAGCCGUCACACCCUUGUAGUGGGCAAGGGCACGCAGAGUUUGAGAAACAUCUUUGGUCGCAUUCGUGAAGUGAGACUAGAGAUGUCGAAAGCCGAACGAUUGUUGUCGUAUUCAUUAUUGUCCUUGAUUACGUCGACACCUUUGUCUUCUGCUCCCCUGACCGGGAUUAACAAGGAUGCGGAGGACACGCCUCCACAGAGAAACGGCCUCUUGAACGAAGAAGGAGCUUGGUGUUGGCGUGAAAGCUGUCAAGAUUGUCUAAGGCUCACAAAAGCGAUGCAGAAAACAUCCGAUAGUCUUCAGAUUGUUGCAGACCUGUAUGAGGAUCAUGCCCGGCGCACCCAGCUUGCAACUCACGAAGCCCUCAAGAACGUUGCUCAUCCAUACCAAUUGUAUGAGGGGAUCAUUGAAACCCACCAAUCUACUGUUUCGCGAUAUAAAGAUACCCUCAAAUCGGGGAAGGUCAGAACGCUCGCAACCUUCUCGAACGAUGAGAUGACCGCACGCUGCGAAACCGUCUUGAAUACUACUAUGGCUGAGAUGGACACAUACCACGACCAGAAAGUGGAAAACUUCAGCACAAUAAUGAAGGAGCAUCUUGAUGGUGAAAUAAACUUCUACGAGCAGGUCCUGCACAAGUUGAAGGCAGCCCGGCGCACCUUCGACGCUCCACGUUUUGACGAGCUGAGCAGGUCACCUCGUCAACCUUCAAGAUACGAACGGGAUUUAGAAGCCCCGAAGCUAAAUCCUCCACCAUUGCCACAGCCUUGUCCUCAUGUCUAUGACUCAGCGCCUAUGAGACCAGUGAAUACGGUAAUACACGAGGGGAUCGGAGCACUAAUGGGAAAGUCCCAACCUGGUAGGAAAGGGAGUCUUUUGAGAAGAAUGUGGGCUGAAUAA